GUGCUGCUGCACAACGGUGCGUGCGACAUCAUGGUUGAUGAGGUCUUGGUGAUCUUGGAUUGGAAACAAACGGUGGAUACCAAGCCGACAUUUGUUGAGCCAAACAAGAUCUUUGUUUGCCGAGAGAAGUUUCACCUUUUGGAGCUGUAUGGAAAUACAAGCUCUGCAGUGGAGCAGCAAUGA
Messenger RNA from Durusdinium trenchii, 183 nucleotides. NCBI's taxonomy places the organism in Eukaryota, Dinophyceae, Suessiales, Symbiodiniaceae. The record is from the annotation of a GenBank genome assembly.